Coniosporium apollinis CBS 100218 is the source of this 1218-nucleotide messenger RNA. RefSeq lists its product as uncharacterized. NCBI's taxonomy places the organism in Eukaryota, Fungi, Ascomycota, Dothideomycetes. The coding region runs from base 1 to 1218 and encodes 405 amino acids. The record is from RefSeq and is a predicted model, not a curated record. Gene Ontology annotation, molecular function: transcription coregulator activity. Gene Ontology annotation, biological process: regulation of transcription by RNA polymerase II. The transcript is spliced from 3 exons. Gene Ontology annotation, cellular component: mediator complex.
AUGUCCGCAAGCCAGAACAAGCGUCAGCGCACCUCCGGCUCGUUCUCGCCAGCAUCACCGCCGUAUCACUUGGCCAAGCCACCGACUGAGGAGACAAAGACGCCCGUUGUCCACCCUCGCACACCAACGUCUCCACCGUACAUGUCUUCCGCACCGCCUUCCUAUGCAUACUCCACCACCUCCCCGACUUUCCAGCAGAUGGAACUCUCUCCGCCAUUGUCCGCCGCUAUGGCUUCGCAAAACUCGCAGCAGCCGGUCGUGACGGCUGCCACUUCUUUCCCCACACCAGCCGACAGCAUCACCGAUAACGCGCUCUCCACGAUCAGAGACGGCGACGGCGAUGCGCAAAUGCAGGACACGCCUGUAGACGACGGCACCAAGGCCUCCGGCGAAGACACAGAGAUGACCGACCUCCGGGACCACAGACACAGCAACCAUGACCGGCAAGGCGUCUCCACUUCAGCAAGCGGAAGAAGAGUGGGCUUGGAGCGGCUCGAUGCCGAUUUGGGCUCUCUUUACAAGCUUUGCGAGAAGCCGCACCCCGUCGCCCGCCCGCAUGGUGCGCAGAACCUUAUCGCGCUCUACGGUCUCGAGCAGAUCGCUGCCAGUGUUGCGCGGAAGGACCCCGUGACCGGUGAGAAGAUCAACAAGUUGCGGAAAUCGUACGAGGGCCAGAUCAAGCGGCUGCAGAUUGGUGGGAAGAACAAAGCCGUCGUGGAGGAGGGCCAGUUCAUGAACAUGCUAAUAUAUCCUGACUUCGAAUGGCAUGUCCAGAAGGUCCAGGGGAAAGAGAUGACAAACCCAUCAGCGCUGCUGUCCAAGCUCGACCGCGCUCUGCAGAUGGGUUCUGGAAAACUGCCACCCAGCGAGGAUGCCAAAUGGAAGGGCAUCAUCGCCCAAGAGGAGGCGCCUAAGCCGAAGCCCCUAGUGGACGCCAAGAAGGGUGCAGUUGGGCAAGUUGGAGGCCGCGCCUCCCCCGCGCCUUCGCCUCUGAUCAAACCAUCGCGGCCAGAGCGCACGGGAACGAAGCGGCGCUACGACGAUGCCAGCUACGAAGGCUACGAAGGCUAUGGCGACGAUGCGGCAACCGAGUCGGCGGGCGGGGAAGACGAGCGCUGGGGUGGCGGUGCGAAGAAGAAGCGCCGAAAGGAGUACGGCCAAGCAGGCAGUCCGCUUGCCGGUAACUACAACGCUCCGCCCGUCGGCGUCCGGCGAUGA